AUUUUUUGUUCCGCAACGUGUUUCUGAUUUUUGACGUCGAUCCGGGAAAUUAGCACGUUUUUCGGAUUAUUCGGUUGAUUUGUUGUGUUAUCUGUUUUGUUGUUAUCGGUGAAUUUGAAUUUUUGUACGAAUUUUUUUUACUGGAAAUUUAUUAGUUAACGUGCGCAACUUAUGUAUCAUGUAUGAAAAUUUGUUUUUAAUAGUAUUAUUUGUUGCUUUGUAGUAAAAAUUGUGGAACAGCACACAACCUUGGAUGCAAAUUUGCACCGCAAAAAAAAUCAUUGUCUAGUUUUAUCUCGACCGCAAGUUUUUACCAUUGUCCGAUGGAAAAUCCGGAAGACGUGCUAUAAAAUUAAACGGACGGUUUCAGGGGUUUCAGUGCAGUGUUUGCAGUUGUUGUUGAACUAUUUUGUUUUUUUUUUGGAGAAAAAUGCAGUUAUUGAGUUGGCUACCGUUCGCAGCCCUGCUGGCCGGGGUUUCCUGCAGUACCGUACUGAUUGCUGAUCAUGGUAUGUCCAAGAUGAUCGAACUGACCACGAGGAAACCGUAUUGUCACGUCCACACUGAUAGAGGCAAGAUCAGGAACAUGCUGCUCAGCUCCGACCCCCGAAGGGUGCGCCAGAUGUCCGACGACUCCAUCAAGAAGCUGGAGGACGUGUGCAAAAGCAACCAGGUCAACUCCGCCCAUCAGGGAGGCUUCAUCUACCCGGGAACCAAAUGGUGUGGACCUGGAACCAAGGCCAGGAACUAUUCGGACCUCGGGUACCACGUGAAGGAGGACAUCUGCUGCAGGGAGCACGAUAAUUGUCCCGAGAACCUCCUGAACGGCGAAUGCAGACAGGGAAUUUGCAACAACUCCCCCUUCACUCGGUCCCACUGCGACUGCGACGCCUCGUUCCGGAGGUGCCUCCAGAACGUCAACACGGAAACCGCCAACACGAUCGGUGCCAUAUUCUUCAACGUCAUACAAGUCAUAUGCUUCAAGGAACGGAGCCCCUGUUCCCAGUGGCAAAAGAAUGGCUACACAAAAGAAGAGAGCGACCAAAUAUGUGGCCAAUGGAACUUUAGACCUUCAGAAAAGUACAUACCUUUAAUGCCUCUGCCUUAAAACCUUUUAAAAUUAAUAGAACAUAUCGCAAUGCAAUAAAACUGUACCUGCUCUUAGUUUAAACAAUACUUCCAGUUGCCAAAAUUAGAUUGCCAUAUUUUCUUGCUUGGGCACAAAACAACGGUACAACGAAUUAGUGAAGAUAUGUGAUAUUGUAGAUCAUAGAUGUUAUAGUUUUCUAUGGUAGAUUAAUAAAAGGUUAUAUGAACU
Messenger RNA from Aethina tumida (small hive beetle), 1318 nucleotides. Its product is annotated as acidic phospholipase A2 PA4. Lineage: Eukaryota; Metazoa; Arthropoda; Insecta; Coleoptera; Nitidulidae. Gene Ontology annotation, biological process: arachidonate secretion; phospholipid metabolic process. The coding region runs from base 431 to 1108 and encodes 225 amino acids. The transcript is spliced from 6 exons. The record is from RefSeq and is a predicted model, not a curated record.